CUAGAAAAAGUGUAGAUUUAGAUGAUUACUUUUUAACUUGGAACAAGAUUUAUGCCAGUUCUAAAGAUCAUUUAGAUCUAAAUAAUGCACCAAAUAUUGUAACUAAUGGUUUUAUAGUAGCAAAAAAUCUAAAAUUAAGACCAAAUGAUAUAGUAGUUUUUGAUGAAAUCCAUGAAUAUGAUGAAGAUGCUUUUAUCUUAUUAGAUAGAUAUAAAGGCCAAGUAGUAUUAUUAUCUGCUACACCAAUUCCUAGAGAGUGUGAUCUGGUUAUAGAUACUGGGUUAGAUAUAGAUAAACAUAAUAGUAAACACAUUAUGUGUCAUAGCAGCCAUAGUGUUGCAAUACAAUGUCAGGGAAGAACUGGUCGCACUUGCAAUGAUAUAUACAUUAGAUUAUAUCAAAACUAUAUAGAUAAUCUUUUUGAUGUAUCUAUAAGUUUUAUUUAUAAUUAUCUCCACCUAUAUGAAAAAUUUUGGCAAGUCAAACCAUCAUAUUAUUCUGCUAAAAAACUUAUAAAUCCUAAGAUACCAAGUUGCUUCAACUCAUUAAUUCAAAGUAAUUUAGAUUAUGAUGUGUAUUUGGAAUUAAUAUACACAACAAAUCAACAAGAUGCAGAUUUAUUGUAUCAACAUUUAUUAGCUAAACACUACAAUGCUUAUACAUAUUACUUUGAAAAUAUUAAUAUAACAACUUCAAUAGAAGAUAUUUGGAUAGGUUUAAAUAACUUUAACAUAUUACCUAGACUUAUCCAAUAUAACACUAUCAGAUAUGAUAGUCAAUUGAAAUUAUUUUAUUUUCAUUAUAGUCAUCAAAAUAGUCUAGCUAGGUAUUUAUAUGUGCAGACUAAUAGAACUAAAAUGUAUAUUAAAGAUGUAGCUAAAUUACUAUUCAAGUAUCCUACUAAAAAGAAUGUUAUGAAUGAAGCUAACAAGUCUCUACAAGGCACCUUUAUUUUUGGUAAAAUGUAUAAAGAAUCUAAAAAUAAAAAAAAACAGAAAAUAUACACUAACAAAUAUUUAAAUGAUCUUAAUAAUCUUCAUGAUAAAAUUGUAAGUGGAGCAAUUUUAAGUCAAAAAGAAAGUGAUCUUGUUUAUGAUAUAAAUCAACAAUAUAUUAAAUAUAAGGAAAACAAUCCUGAUUUUAAUCUUCUAGCAGCUAGUGAUUUUUUACCACCUAAACAAUAUAAAUUUAUAAAAGAGAAUCCUCAAAAUAAAAAACACUUAAAAGAAUAUUAUCAAAAAAUAUUAGAUGAUUUAGUAAAUAAAGUAAAUAAAGAUAAACUUUUAAUUAAUAUUGAUCAUAAAAGACAAGCUGAAGCUACUAAAAGAAUUAAUGAAUUAUUAGAUGAAGCAUUUGAAGAGGAUAAGAAAAAUAUCUUCAAAAAUUUUAAUAAACCUGAUUAUGCUAAACAAAAAGAGGCUGAAAGCAUAUAUACUUUUGAGUUAGGCCAAAAAAAUUUAAAUAAAUCUUCAGAACCAUUUAUAUAUCUAGACUUUGCCCGUUGUGUCCUAGGACAACAAUCAUUACCAUUACUGAAGACUGCUUACAUGGAUAGUUGUGUAAAAUGUGAUUAUAAUAUGUUGCAAGAUGUCUGCUAUAAAUGUAUAAAAGAAUCAAACUACACUGUGUCUUAUGCUUGGUGUAGAUUAAAAGAUAGUUUGGUUGAAAUGAGAGAAUUAGCAAAAUACUUAUAUAGAAAGAAUAAUUCGUUUUAUAUUCAUCAUAAAGGUGCUGAACACAUUAUAAGUAAUGGUUUAGCUCCAUAUGAAUAUUAUAUUGUUAAUGACACAAUAUAUUA
Messenger RNA from Dentiscutata erythropus, 1798 nucleotides. Lineage: Eukaryota; Fungi; Glomeromycota; Glomeromycetes; Diversisporales; Gigasporaceae. The record is from the annotation of a GenBank genome assembly.